Funneliformis geosporum is the source of this 312-nucleotide messenger RNA. The record is from the annotation of a GenBank genome assembly. Lineage: Eukaryota; Fungi; Glomeromycota; Glomeromycetes; Glomerales; Glomeraceae.
AUGGCUUAUCAUUUUUUUGAACCAGAGAAUCCCAAAAUGAAUAACAGCCCACGUAGAAGAAAGCCAAAUAUGUUCAUCAUCUAUCGGAAAGAAAUGAUGAAAUUUAAACCGUCUAAUAUUAAAAUGACAGAAUACAGCAAGCUAGUAUCUGAAUGGUGGAAAAACCAUUCAAUUGACGAAAAAUGGAAAUUGCAAAGACAAUAUCAAAUUGAUCGGGAUCAAGAAUCUCAACAUACGUCCAAUGAAAUCGCGGAAGAAGGAACAGAUUCUAAUAUUAUCAAUUCUAUAUACUUUGCAUAUUAUUUGUUGUAA